Molecule: messenger RNA, 10687 nt
Organism: Ceutorhynchus assimilis (cabbage seed weevil)
Lineage: Eukaryota; Metazoa; Arthropoda; Insecta; Coleoptera; Curculionidae
Source: the annotation of a GenBank genome assembly
UUACACUACAACAAAUUUUUGAAAACAAUGCAAAUAAAGAGACAAAUAAAUCCUGGGAACCUGAUACCGACCGAUAAAUAAAGUUCUUAUCAAUUACAAACUAUAAAGUGAUUGCUUCAAACAAUACAACAAAAGUGACUAACUUUAUUGUGUCUACAAUAGUAUUACAUAGUAUGCUAAUUUCGAGGCUAAUUUUUUACCCACAGCCACAAAAAAAAUUGUGAAUUUGAAAAAAAAAAACAAAGAAGCCAUAACCGAAAAUCACCUUCAAAAAUGGAGGCCACCAUGGAAAAACCUAAGCUCGCAAUGGAUCAAGCUACUGCAUUUAAAGAAAAGGGAAACGCUGCUCUGGCGGAAAACAAAAUUGAUGAGGCCAUCAACUUUUACACUGAAGGAAUUAAUUUGGAUAGUAAUAACGCGGUACUCUAUUCAAACCGUUCUGCUGCCUAUGCAAAAGUCUAUAAGUAUGACCUUUCUCUAAAAGAUGCGGAAAAGGCCAUUGAGAUAAAGCCAGAUUGGGCCAAAGCUUAUUCUAGAAAAGGUGCUGCUUUGGCCUACUUGGGCAGACUUGAUGAAGCCAUCGAAACAUAUGAAAAGGGGCUGGAAUUAGAACCGUCUAACCAACAAUUAAAGGAUGGCUUGGCAGAAGUUAGGUCUCAAAAAACAUCUCAAAGGGGAGCAGGAGGAUUCCCGAAUCCCUUUUCUGGUCCAGAGGUAAUUGGAAAACUUAAGUCUGACCCUAGGACUGCUGCAUUCUUGAAUGAUCCUGACUAUUUAGCUUUGCUAGCCCAAUUGCAGGCUAAUCCGCAAACUUUGGGAGAAAAAUUGCAGGAUCCAAGACUGCUUACCACUUUGACUGUUUUAAUGGGUCUCGAUCCUGGCGCAGAUGAACCGAUGGACUCAGAACCUAUCUACACACCACCUCCUAGAAGACCGGAACCAAAACCCCAACCGGAAAAAGCGCCAGAACCAGAGUUGCCUGAAAAUAAAAAGAAAGCAAAAGAAGCCAAGGAAUUGGGAAAUGCUGCUUAUAAGAAAAAAGAUUUCGAAAAUGCUGUUCAGCAUUACAAUGAAGCUAUCAAACACGAUCCCACAGACAUAACUUUUUAUAACAAUCUUGCAGCAGUAUAUUUUGAACAAAAAGAAUAUGAUCAGUGUAUUAAAGAGUGUGAAAAGGGCAUUGAGGUUGGCAGAGAAAACAGGGCCGAUUUCAAAAUGAUCGCAAAAUCCCUUAUGAGAAUAGGCAAUGCCUACAAAAAGAAAAAAGACUAUACAAAUGCCAGGACUUAUUAUGAGAAAUCAAUGUCUGAACAUAGAACUCCAGAAAUUAGAACUUUGUUAUCAGAAAUCGAAAAGGUAAUCAAAGAAGAAGAAAAGAAGUCCUACAUUAAUCCGGAAUUAGCUGAACAAGAAAAAGAAAAGGGCAAUGAAUUGUUUAAAAAUGGAGAUUAUGCUCAAGCUGUCAAGCACUACACUGAAGCCAUUAAACGUAACCCGGAUGAUGCUAAAAUCUAUAGUAACCGUGCUGCAUGCUACACUAAACUGGCCGCUUUUGAUUUAGGAUUAAAAGAUUGCGAAAAAUGCGUAGAAUUGGACCCCAAAUUCAUUAAGGGCUGGAUCCGGAAAGGGACGAUUUUACAAGCAAUGAAGCAACCUGAUAAGGCUGUUGUAGCUUUCCAAAGAGCCCUGGACGUCGACCCUAAUAAUGCGGAAGCUCUUCAAGGAUACAGAGCAAUUACUAUGGAAAGAGCCACCCAGGAGACUGACCCAGAAAAAAUUAGACAAAGGGCCAUGGCCGAUCCUGAAGUGCAACAAAUCCUUUCUGAUCCCGCGAUGAGAAUGAUUUUAGAACAAAUGUCUGAUGAUCCCAGAGCUCUUCAAGACCAUUUAAAAAAUCCAGCAGUAGCCGCUAAGAUUCAAAAAUUGUUAGAAUCUGGCAUUAUUGCAAUUCAUGAUUCUAGUAAAAUUAAAUGGUCACAAAUUGGACUGCUGAACAUGGGAUGCGUCGGAUGCGAUACUUGUUGCGGAGCAGGACUUGUAGGUUAUUACAACCUUUGUACUUGGCUCUUGAGGAGCCUUCUAAACCCUAAGAAAAAAUCUAAAUCCAAAACGAAAUCGGAAAAUUUGGGUGUGACUUCUUCAGAAUCUGAAAACGCUCCAGUAAUCGUCGAGGCAUCCCAGCAAUCUAAUAUUGCAAGCAACGCUAAAUCUGUCGAAAACACCCAAGAUAACUUGGAAAAAAAUGACGAGACGGUAGAGGUUGAUAUCGCUGAGACUGCUCAGGAAGCUCAUGAUGUUAUAUCCGCAGCCGCGUUUGAAAACACAAGCAUUCAGCAAGCCCAUGACAUAGUUGCAAUCAAUAAUUUAGUGAUACAAGAUGACAUAGAUGUGGCGUGUGAAGCUAUUCCAUCCAACCAAAGUGCUCAGAAGGCAGGUUCAUCAAUCAUUAAUGACGAAGAUUCACAAAUACAACAGGACAAAGCAGCCAAAGAGGACCAAUGGAAUUUCGAAAGGUUUUUAGAAAUGAAUAAACAAAUACUUUAUACUUUGGAUAACAUUGAAUCUAUAACUGCCCAACCUAAAACGGUGGCUGAAAAAGAGAAACUUGAAAGUUUACAAGUUGAGGAUUCUGAUAUAAAACCUUACACAGUGGAACAACUUAAUGCGCUUUAUUACAACAGUGAACUAGAUGUUUUGGAAGAUUUUACCAAAACUUAUAUAGAUGCCGAACUUAAGGGUUUACAUUUGAAAAAACAUUAUUUGUAUGAAUUAUUGUCAAAUUAUUUGAAAAUCAGGGAAAAAAUUACAGGUAACAACAUUGAAAUCGAACAGCUCAGAAAGGAAUACCGCAACUUGCAACUUGAAAUCUGGACUAGUGAUACAACAACAAUACAAGGCAGCGCCCAAUGCCAAGACGGUCGCCUCGUUUAUACCUCUCAUGAGUUUAACAGAAGCAUAUUUCAUCGAUCCGCUUUUCAAAAUGCCACCAGAAUUUUAGGAAAAGUGCAAAAAUUAGUCUUCGAUAACCACGUCUUAUUUUCUUAUUCCUCGGAAGAAUUGCGACUACAAAUCGACCUGUAUAUAGAACAGAUUAUAGGAAACAUUUCGGCCUUAAAGCAACUAAGUUCCAAAUCCCCAGUUUCUUUGACAAUGCAAGACGAAUCGCCUUAUUUUAAAACCAAUAUAAACGAAAUAAGGCAGUCCAUAUCGGUGUUAUUUGCUUUUCAACGAAAACUUAUAACAGAUACGACGUUUUUGAAGGAUAGCCGGAAGUGGUUGACUAAAUUAGUCGCCGUUUUAAUUAGGGUGGCUAAUUAUCAGGAUCAUUUGUUUUUGAUACAUCAUAUUUUAAGGUGUCCUGCGGGUGUAGGAAUAUGGGCUGCAUCAUUUAUUCAAGUGCCAUUGGAUUUACCUGUAGAAGAGCCAUUCGCAAAUUACCAAAUAAAUCAUAUUUUAAGCUUAUUGUCUGUAAUUUUAAGCCCUGUAAGGGAAAGAAAGGAGUUUCUAAAAGAUAUUGUUCAUUGCAACAAUGUCCCAUCAGAAACUAACUGGGUCUUAGUAGAUUCCGAUGGUGAAGAGGAUGAUGAAACUGGUAUUUCACUUCGUGAAAACGAUUUAGUGGCCAUAUUUAAUCAAUUACCUUUAGGAGGCAUGUUUAAAAGCGUUUUACUAAUAAAUACAAUAGAUGGCAAGGAUCAGUACGAUAGUGAUACAGUUACGCAGCAGCAUAUAUUAAGAUGUUUUGCCUUUUCUUCUGUGAUAUUAAGGCUGAUACAUUGUGGCUUAGAGACGUAUUCUCAACCAAAAUAUAAUCAGUUUUCUAAGAGGCUCAGUCGCUUUAUACGGCAUAUUGUACAGUAUACCACUGACCAAUGGGAAUUAUUUUUGAAGAGGGGCAAUUUUACAGAUAAAGCCAUGAUCCAAAGACUACAAACCGAGUAUGAUGCCUUCUUUUUGCGGGCAAUUUACUAUUUGUACUCUUCCCAGAAACUUAGAGCCUGGCAAUUUCUAGCAGUAGUUCCUUACAACAUGGUAACCAUUAAAACUCUAUGGAAAAUUUAUUACUUUUUACACAUGCCUGAUGAUAAAGCUGAAGACAUAAUUGAUUUUUCGUUAAACGCUGAUUUUAGAAAAAAGAUUUGGGAAAGUGGUUUGAGGAAUCAGUUUGAAGAGAAAUUGAAUAAUUUAGGAGAUGCCGAAGUGUAUUAUUUGCUAAAUACUUUUGCUAAUAUGUCUUUGGCCAGAAGUGAGGCGGAUAUUGAUUUUAUUUAUUCGUCUACUAUGGAUAUUUUGCAGGUGGGAUUCGUAUCUGAGAUAACUCAAGAUACGUGCUCAAAAUCAGCUAGAAUCUUAUUGACACACCUUACAUCCAAACAUCCCUGCUUAUUAUCGAGCAUUCUAAAAACAGUCCAGGAGAAUUUGGAUAAAAUUGGUGGAUUUGCUUUGUAUCUUUAUGAAGAUAUACCCUUGUCAAUUUGGGUUUUAUCCGAUAACGAUAUGGAAAUUAUUGAAAGAUUAUUGUUGCGAUAUCCUGUCAAUUCCGAUCAAACAAAAUUAGCAAGAAUGAUUUUGUCUCGGCUCAACUGGGACAUUUUGCCAUAUGAAAAACAUUGUGAAACUGCCUUGCUAGUUUUAAAGGCUGCUGAUCAAGAACCCACUUAUUCACAAUGGGGAUGGCAAACAAUUCUACGUUUGAGAUUACAUAUCAGCGAUCGUCAUUUUCAAGAAUUAGGACGAGUUUAUGAAGUGGAACGAUCUGAAGUAUUGUUAAAAGGAGUUCGUGAAAAUCAACCGCUCCCCUGCUUUGUCGCAAUACUAAUGACAACCUGGGGCCAUUUAGUGCCUCUAAUAUGCAGCAACGGCCUCAGCCAACUACUAACUUUACAACUGCACCAAAAACACGAGGCGGUCUUGUUUGCUUUGUACCAAAUAAUACCAAUUUUCAUCACUUGCCAAGAAUGCAUUAUAAAUUGUAAUAAAUUUCAAGAGAUUUUAAGUAAUCUAUUGAAUGCCGAUAGAGGAUAUAUUUCUUAUGCCAAGAGUUUUAUUAUUACACAGAAUACUGUUUUGCAGCAGUUUGGAAAUAUGGUUGAAACUCAGAUUGUUAAUUAUGCAUUUUAUAAUUUGAAUAGUCCAAGACUGUUGGCCAGUACCCCACAAGAAUCCUCAUCAUCGAUUAUAGGGAUUUUCAAAUGGGCUUCUGGCACCAGUAAUAGUUCAACCUCUCUUUUAUCCAGCUCUUUAGGCUCAUAUCCAUGGUUGGCUUAUAUAUUUUUGGAAAUAGAACGUCAAGAAAAAGAAGCUAAGACUGGUCUUUGGAUUGAAAUUCUCAAGGAGUUGGCCAAACAAAAAGGAAAAAUAAACGUCGAUAAUGCCAUAAAGAAUGCUGCUACAAGUUUGAAAAUGUCUGCCUUUAGUUCGACUUUUCUUUGUAUCUACAGAUGGGCGCAACAAGCAAUGGAUACUGAUAUGAACCAUCCUUUGUUACCAUUAUUUUGGCAAAAAUUCUUCAUUUUAUAUUUGACAAGGUUGCCAAAUAUUAGUUACACAGACAAAGUUUGUGUGGGAGACAAGUUUUUUGAAGGGAUAGUCAAUUUUGCUUUCCUGAAACGUAUCAAAAGACGCCUGCAAGAAACUUUAGAGUUUUAUGGUGUUCAAAUGGUGUCAAAGGAAAAUUCUGAUAAAGCCGAACAUUUAAAAUUACGUUACAACAUUUUCCAAGCUUUCUUAUUGUGGCUAGAGGAGCCAAGAUUACAAAGUGGAAAUUUAUUACUUGAAAGUUUACCAGUUCAAUAUCACCCUAGACUUUUGUCAGUAAUAAUCAAGGAAGAAAGCCAAGUGCCAUGGUAUGAAUAUCUGGAUCAUAAUCAGAUCAUUGACGAGCAAACAAAAGCAAUAAAACUAUGGAAAGUUGCAAAUUUCCGCGAAAAAUCUCACGUUAAUCAACCACUUUCGAAUCCGGGUCACAGUGUAGAGAGUUCAGAUCCAGUGGAGAGAAUUUUGAGAAGAUUGAAUUCUUAUGACGCUAUAAAACUACCACCUGAAAUCCAACGUAAACCUAUUAACUUGAUACAAAUAGACUUUAGUAGUAAAGAAAAUAUGUUUAGAACUCUGAAAGAAUGUUUUGAUACCAUAAAUCGAUUCGCACAUGAUCACAGUCUAAGUUUGUCGGAGCAAAAAGCUUUGAAUUCCGGCUAUCAAGAACUGGUGCCGCAAUUAUUUAGUUCUGUGUUGAAAAGAAUUAAAAAACAAGUACCCUGCAAGGGGAAAAAUCAAACGGUGCAUUGUUCAGGUCCAGCUACAAUAACUUUGGAGAUCCAAGAAGCGAAACGAAAUGACAGAAUUGAACAUGAAAUGCAAAUCAACCGACAAUCCUAUGAGUCUCUACUAGAUAAAUGCCUUAAGUUUCCUCAUGCGUCUUUGUGUACUGCUUCAGUAUCAAUUCAACAAUGUGUUCAAACCCUUCAGCAUGAAAUCAAGACAAAUCCUGGAACUGCAGAAUUAGGAGUGGAAUUGUUUUAUUACGUUCUGCCAUUGCUUCAAGAAGAUAUAGCUUUGUAUUUACCUGCUAAAAGCCUUUUUGUGAAUUGCAUUGAGAAGCUUGGACAGUCGCACAUUUGUGGAGUUGAAUAUGAAAUGCCAAGUGUGAAAAUGUCUGAAUCAGCAAAAAAUAUCCUUAUACCCAAAGGUACCAUUGAUCCAGAAGAAAACGCAGUAAUCGAAAUUCCUGGUGAACUAUGUGAUAAACCUCUAGUCUGUGUUCAAAAGAAGAGUAUUACAAAAGUUCCCAAAAUAAGUAAUAUUAAUAAAAGUCCAAACUUACGCAGUGUGUUAAAAAAUCCGCAAUAUGUCAAGGAAAACUCUUGCAGUUCGGCAACGGAAAGUUUCGCUACCGCAACGAAUAGUUACAAUAAAACAUCCGAAAUAAUGCAAAAUGCGAAAAAAGAAUUAGAAGCUAUAUUGCUUAAAACAAACAUAAGCUUCUCGCCAAUGCCUAGCUGUUCCAGUAAAAGCAUACAUAAUAUAUCUUCCACCGUGUCACCGAUUAGUUCAAUGACAUCAAAUACAUCUGCUAGUGAUAAAAUCAUUCAAACUUCAAUCAGCAAAAGCCAUAUGAUUUCUAGAGUAGUACUUGUCAAAAGUUCAUAUACUCAAACAAUAAAAUCAAGUAGAUGUUCAGUGAGUACCCCAAUUAAUGCACCCAAAACGAAAUCAAUUGCAAUCAAUACUAUGCUAAGUUUUCAUGUGAGCGAAAAUCCAGGGAUGGAUAGUUUUUUGUGCCAAAUAUGUGUUCAAAAAGGUCUCAAUCCUUAUUGUCCUGUUUGUAAUAAAGAAUCGUUUGACGGAAUAUCAGGUGAUGUGAGUAUCAAACAGUUGCAAAGCGCCUUCUCAAAAACUAAACGGUCAUUACAAAAAGCUGUAGAAGUGGCGGAUCAAUCAUACAAAAACAUUUCAAAAAGAUCCAAAUACAGUAAAACAUGUAAAUCAGAGUCAAGUGAAUUUGUUUCUAUGGACAAUAUUUCAGAGUUACCAUCAGAAUCAUUAGUUUUUUUGCCAGCUUACAACAGUACACAUUCGCCCGCUCCUACAAGUGGAGUUGUGAAAUGUCCCAAAGUAAAAUUAAAUGAGAAAUAUACCAAAACUGAACUUGUAAAAUGUCCUUUUACUGAAAGACAACCAAAAAGAAAUUUAACUGACCAAUACACUGAAGUUAAGCUUGUAAAAUGUCGUUGCACAGAAAGGCAACCAAAUAGAAAUUUCCCAGGCAAAUACACUAAAAUUGUAAGGUGUCCUAACAAAAAAUUGGAUGAGAAAUCAAGUUCUACUGAAAAAACUGCUAAAGCACGAUUGCUCGAGUGGAUUUUAAAACAACCAAACUUGGGUAACUACCUGGCUCCAUAUUUCUUACCCAGCAACACUGGCACUGCAAAUAUGCUCCUAAUGUAUUCAACUGUAACUAAAGAAAUGGCUAAGAAAUAUGAUGUAAUAUUUGCUCUUGUAUCGAAGUUUGAAAUAGACAAAUGGCUCAAAGACAAGCAUCCCAAUUUAAGUCAACGUUCGCAGAUUAUCAAAAAUAUAAUUGAUGCUUUGUCAGCAUUGGGCUGUGAUCCUCCAAUGGAUGCUCUUAUGUUACACGGCCUUUAUAGGAAACAUUUAUUAUCAGUAUUUGAACAUCAAUUCCCUGAACACUAUGGUGAAAUUUUUUCGCUCCUGCUAAAAUCCAGCAAUGGAACUCCUGAGAAUAAUUUAAUUGCCGAAUCAGUCUGGAUUGAUGUGCUUAAUUUGCUAGCGAACCCUGCUAAAAUACAUCCCAAGGCACCAAUAAGAGAUCAGCUGCGGCAAUAUGCGCAACAUCAAAAAAUGCUCUCUCAUCAAGAACUAUUGGAGACUGCUGAUAUGCUAGCCCGUCAUUUUACACAGGAAAGAUUCAGCUAUGGCUUGUAUGGCUUAUACCCGAAGUGCCGCAAAUAUGUGGAUAUUUAUGUUCUUUUGCUAGGUAUGACAGGCCAUGGGAUUAUUCUUAGUAUGCUUAACACUCAUCGAGGACUAUUAGGAGAUAAAUUAAGUGAAAAAAUUUGGCCGUCUAUAAGAGACUUAUUCGCUCCUUGGCUUAUUCCAUAUUCAAUGCACAAUUUGAAAGAAAAUAUGGCCACCUGGAUACAGCAACUGGCUGAUGAUAGACCCGUUUUAUUACCAUGGAUUCCGUCUGAUAAGGAAUCAGCUGAGAAAAUGAUCAGGAUCUUUUGUGAGUGUAUCGACUUUAUUUUAGACACUUUGCCAGCUUCCUUCAUUAUACUCAAUUACAUUUGGCGAUGGUAUGUGGUUUCUUUUGGACAUCCAUCAAUUAGAGACCAUAUUUUGAUACCAAUUCAUUGUGCCUUUACCAUGUUGCCAUGGAAUAAUUUUUGGCCUUCUAUGGUGGAUUUAGAAUUUAUGAUACGUGUGGUUGAUCAAUAUUUACCAGAAUGCCACUCAUUCUUAGGUCACAUUUUUAUAUCGAUACCUUGGCUGAAAUGGAUUAAUAGUUUCGCAGAUGCUCCACAGCAAAUUAAGGCCAAAGUUCACCAUUGUUUUCUAAGUCUAUUGGUCAAGCUAUCAAUCGAACCAAAUAUAAGAAAAACCCAUAAAGAAAAAACAAGAUCUCUAUUAAUUCAAGCUGAAAAUUUCGAUUGGUCCAUACUCGAACCUCCUGUGUUUCAACACAUCAUGGAUUGGGUUUUGAUGUCUUGCGAUUGUACGGUUAUUUUCAAAAGUGACGUAUUAGAUUUGGAUUAUCGAUUGAUGAGACUACUAAAAGUUGCUUCAGGAUACAACGAAGUGUGGCCUUUUAUACCACCUGAUUUAACAAUGAAAAGGCAAAUAUACGUUAAGACGCAUAUAAAAUUGUUGUCCGCUUUUAUAAGCAAAAAUAGGAAUUUACAAAAUACUUCUGAGGCUGAGCUAUGCAAAGUUUUAAACGGAUACUUAACCGAACUAGAAACUGUCGUUACGACAACUGCUGAAAUGGAAAUAAUCCUAAAAGAAGUCUGUGCAGUUGUAAAUAUUGCUGAAAUAUCAUUGAUAAGCUUAAAAGUUUUUACAAGAUGGAUUAACAGCAAACCUUAUGGUUUGGUCAUAAAAACUUUACUUAGGACGCUUGGAACUUCUGUUAUCGACUAUAAAUAUUUGGCUGUGUUAUAUGAAGUGACUUUAACUAGUUAUUUCAAUAAUAGUGUUAUUGAAAGUAACUUAGAUGAACCCUCGUGGAAAAAAGCAAGGGAUUUGAUUUGUGUAAGUGCAUCAAGACCAAUAGAUUUUGAACAGGUUUUGAUAGACGACGGCUCUAUUUUGACUCUCAACGCGCUACUUCUACAAAGAGUCAAAAAAAAUACUGACACGGAGAAUUUAUUGAAUUAUGCAAUUGGGUAUAUGGAGAAAAUUAAAAUGAGGGAAUCGAUAGAAUCCAAAGUCCCUUUGCUGUGGUUCAGUAUAAUAAAGUUGGCUUUGUGCCAUUGUGAAAAAGACGAAGCUGUUGCGAGUUCUUUAUUGUACAAAUUUUCCCAAAUACUUUUGCAAAUUUCAGAAGAAUCCGGAUCUGCGAAAUGGGGUAGAGGCCUUUUGAGUGCCAUCGGCUUGACCAAGUCGGAAAGUGUGACCAUAAAUUUUAGGUUUAUAUCACGUGCAAUGGCCGGAUACAUUCUAGCUCAGUUGCCCGAAAUGAAAGGCUCACAGCGAAAAGUUAGGAUUGCCGCAAAUGCUCCAUGUGUGGUUGGUAUGCCUGGCGGUAAUUGCGAAUGUCCGAAAGUUUUGCUCGAGUUGGACUUUCGACAAUCCCAAGGGAAAAUCAAAGAUUGUGCUGUGAUUGCGUUAACUAAUAUUCAAGAUCCUUCUAAUUCUUUACAUAACGCCCACACCUUCUUGUGGAUGUUAUUGAAGCAAUUUUAUAUCAAGCCUUACCUAAAGGAGGGAUAACGCAAAUGCCUAUUUUAUAUUCUAUCAAUAUAUUACUUAUUAAACAAAUAUUGUUGACUAUUGAAUAUUCUUAUUGUUUAUUAGUUUAGUGAUAAAAAUAUGAUGAAAAGGUUUUUUUUUACAAAUUUUCUUUAUGAAAUACAUAGGUAAUUGGAAUAGGUUCCCUUUUUUUUUAUAAUACAUAUUGUGUAUCAUUUCAUUUAUAUUUUCUCAAAAAAUAAAAGUAUAAAAUUUG